This is a messenger RNA of Durotheca rogersii, 1482 nucleotides long. RefSeq names its product putative aldo-keto reductase. Gene Ontology annotation, cellular component: cytoplasm. The transcript has 4 exons. The coding region runs from base 257 to 1294 and encodes 345 amino acids. Lineage: Eukaryota; Fungi; Ascomycota; Sordariomycetes; Xylariales; Xylariaceae. The record is from RefSeq and is a predicted model, not a curated record.
UUUUCGCCCUCACGCGGCUUGCGUGGUCUUCCGGGUGUGCCGAGUACUCUGGGGGGAGAGUAUGCGAGGCCUGUCCCAUCCUUCGACGAGCCGCGCCGCUUAACGGCCGUCUCCGAGUUGUUGUUCGUCGAGAAUGAGGACUAUUUAAACCCGCGUGUUCGGCCGUAUUUAGUAUUGGGUUUCAGCAUUCCGAGAUAUCCUGUCCAGUUCGACCAUACACAACCAACCCUACGUCCAUAGUCGCCCCCGUGCCAAUAUGUCUACUAAGCCUGUUCUCCGUCCUCUGGGCAAGAAUGGCCCUCUCGUGCCGGCCAUAGGUCUCGGCUUGAUGGGCAUUUCCUAUCCGACCUACGGCACUGUUCCUAGCGACGAGGAGAGGUUUAAAUUUUUCGACCGUGCCUUGGAGUUGGGAGCUACCUUCUGGGAUACUGCUGAUCUCUACGGCGACGGAGAGGAGCUUUUGGGCAAAUGGUUUAAACAGACCGGGAAGCGUGACCAGAUCUUCCUAGCCACCAAGUUCAGCUACAUCAAGGGUAGCAAGACCUACGAAACCAAUUCGUCCUACGCCUAUACGAAGGAGGCCUGCGCCGCCAGCCUGAAACGGCUCGGUACUGACUAUAUCGACCUGUACUACGUGCACAGUGUCAAUUAUGAUACCCCUAUUGAGGAGACGGUGCGAGCCUUGGCCGAGCUUAAAGCUGAAGGCAAGAUUAGGAACAUCGGGUUAUCCAACGUAACCUCCACAACGCUCCGCCGCGCCUUCAAAAUUGCACCUGUCGCUGCAGUACAGGUAGAGUACUCGGCAUUCACGCGGGACGUCGAGGGGCCUGUCGGCACCCACCUGCUGGCCGCGGUCCGCGAACUCGGCGUCGCGCUCGUACCCUCCACACCGCUGGGCCGGGGUCUGCUCUCGACAGCGUUCAGCAAGGGUGAAACCCUCGGUGACGCCAAGGAUAUACGCCCGCUCGCCCUUCCGCGCUUCCAGGAGGCGAAUCGCGCUCAGAACGCCGCCGUUAUAGCCAAAUUCAAGGACUUCGCCGACCGCAAAGGCUGUACCGUGUCCCAACUCGCACUGGCUUGGCUCCUCAAGCAAGGAGAUGACAUCUUCCCCAUCCCAGGUACCAAGAGACUCGAGUAUCUAGAGGAGAACUGGAGUUCUCUGGACGUCAAACUUAGUGACGAGGAGGAAAAGGAGAUUAGAGCCUUCCUAGAGAGUAACGUUGUUGUGGGCUGCAGUGUGCCCCCUCAGUUCGACAACCACCGCUUCCGGGACACGAAGGAGGAGUCCGCCUGAACUUGCGAUAGGAGGGGCCGUACGGACCUAACUCACGCGGUUCAGCGCAUCUACUAAGUAUGGUCAGCCGCGUUGUAACAAACUGUUGGCGGUUUGACCGCCGUCUAUAGUACAGAAUCUAACUAUGCCUAAUAAAUAGUACCUAGUUGGCGCCGAUAAUUGCGUCAGCACCUAUUACGUUAGAUUUA